GUGUGUGUGUGUGUGUGUGUGUGUGUGUGUGUGUGUGUGUGUGAUUCCCAGGCUUCGUGGGAAAGCUCCAGCGGCAGAGGAGGAGGAGGAGAAGCAGGAGAAGGAGGAGAAGGAGGAGAAGGACUCACCGGUCAACAGUCCAGUCUGCAGCCGACACCCAGGCCACCUGUCCCGGACUUCUGGCCGGACACGCACCGCUGAGAGAAACCGGAACCCUGUGAAACUAACGUGACUUUUAUUUGGAGAAAACGUUUUUUGUCUCAGGAACCUGACCCCGUGGAUUAACCGCACACGCUCUUAGGGCACAUUAACACCAGAUCAUCAGGACCCACCGGGUUUCGAUCAUUCAUUCACUCCGGUCUGAUCUCCGGUCAGCAAAUUCGCAGGAAUAAAAGAAGUCUUUGAAACCUUCGCGUCUCCUCCCGGGACAGACGGCCACAUUUUCGCGCCAACAACGCGCUAUGAAGCGGCCGUGCGAGGACAGCAGCUCCGCGGAGAGCGAGGUAGAGGAGACCAUCGACGUGGGCAGCGAGAACAUUUAUCCGGGACACAUGAAAGAAUCUUUGGUAAGAUGUGGCUCUCCAACCACGACGACGCAAGUGAUGGCGAGGAAGAAACGCAGAGGGAUUAUCGAGAAGAGACGCAGAGACAGAAUCAAUAACAGCCUGUCGGAGUUACGGAGACUUGUCCCAACAGCAUUUGAGAAACAGAGUUCAGCUAAACUGGAGAAGGCAGAAAUCCUCCAGAUGACUGUGGAUCACCUGAAGAUGCUGCAGGCCACAGGAGGAAAAGGUUAUUUCGACGCCCACGCUCUCGCCCUGGACUUCCUGUCUCUGGGCUUCAGGGAGUGCGUGACUGAGGUUUCCCGCUACCUGAGCGCUGUGGAGGGGCUCGACUCUGGCGACCCACUGCGCUCCCGUCUUCUCUCCCACCUUGCCUCCUGUGCCUCCCAGCGUGACGCCGCCGCCCUUACAACUGCCUCCCAUUCGUCACACCACCCCCAGCAGCCCCACCCCCUGCCUCACCCGUUCCACCACCCGCACCAUUGGGCGGCUGCUUUGGCCGCCUUUCGUCCUUUGCCCUACAGACUUAGCGGGCUGGUUUCUCCAGACGUUGGAGGAGGCGGAGGCUCCCAGCGCGGUGUUGUCUCCUCCUCCUUUUCUUCCCAUGCAGACUCCACCUCCUCCUCGCCUUCUUCCUCCUCUUCCUCAUCCCUCUUGCUCCCCUGCACCCCCACCCCUCUCUCCGCCUCCCUGCUUUCCCUCUCAGCGUCGUUUCCCAUCGCCCUCCACGGAGGCAUUCCCAUCCUCCCUCACUCCUCCUUCACCUCCUCUGCUGCCAGUCCUCCCGUCUCCUCCUCCUCUUCCUCGCAGACUCCACACAGCAGCAGCGGUAAACCCUACAGGCCGUGGGGAACCGAGGUCGGAGCUUUCUGACUGUGUGCUGCUCACUAACCUCUGCUGACAGUUUAACAGCCUGGAAAUGUUUGAGCUCCACGGCUGGUGUUAGCAUCUCGUUAUUAACUUCUUGGGGAUGUUUGUGACUGACUUCCACCUGCUGCUUUCACACACUGGCUCGAUUCAGAACAGGAACGUGUGGUUUGUCUCCUCUGAGCAAAGUUUUCAUGUUUCAGCUGCUUCAAACUCACAAAAACUUUGUUGUUUAACCGAGAUAAGUCAGGUUAAAUAUUGUUUAUUACUAAUUUACCUCAACCCCACAUAUACAAUGCUACUUGCCCAAAUGCUCACUAAAAGGUGAGAUGUGAAUGAGUCUGCCACUGAAAAUAGGUCCCAACAGAUGCCCAGUUUCCUCCUGUUUGUUAAAAACUAGCUUAUUGUUCCAGUUUUUAAAACUGAGAAGCUACAGACAAGACGCCAGGUAAUGCUGCUUAUCACAUCCCAUUGCACCGCCACACACCAGGUGUUUUUUCACUUUGAUGCACCUGCUGUGCGUUCCACAUCAGGGGGCAGCAGGGCCGGGGUAGGCACUGGUCUCAUGUGUCAGGUUUAACAGCCAGCAGGCUGUGGUUGGUGUUUCUACUUCUGCUUCCUGUAUUUAAAAUACAGCCCUUCACAGCAGAAACCCUGUACGCUGAAAAACGGCUGUCAGCGUGAGGGACACAUAACCAAGCCGCACCACCAGCUUACUGUGCACCCGGCCGGGACGCUUGAGUUUGACUCUUUGACUCUCUCAGCUGCAGUUUGAUGGUGUUAAAGAAAUCUGUCCACACAGGUAUGAAGCUCCAUCUACAGGUGAUUAACCACAGACUCCAGCACACCAGCGUCUUUUAAAGCAAACCUGACACAAACUCACGUUCACGUUUAACCUGACUAACACAAACGGACUUCUGUCGUAUUUGAUCGUUUUGAUGGAGAAUCUAUGAAGUGACAGAAAAGUGUUCCCCAGAGCUCAAUAUUAAAUAAAUAAUAUUGCUAUUUGAUUAUAUGAAAUCUUCUUUAAAGGUUAAAAAAGGUGAACUGUCACUGAACUUUGAGCCAAAUGUCUCUGAUACCUUGUGUGCCUUGUACAAAUAAAGACGACUAAACAGAUUUGCUGCUGUAGUGAAAGCUCGAGUCGUGACGUCUUUUUCUUAUUUUAUUUAUUUAUUUUUUUAUAUCUAUAAUUAAAUUGUGAACCGGGCUCAAAAACAGCAGCUCUGCCACUGUUUUUGACUCUGACGUGUCAGGCAGCGUUAAAGUCUGUAAAAUGAUUUUUCUGCUUCAUAAAAGGUGUUUUUUUGUGUACUGACAAGCGUCUCCAAUAUUUUUCCACCAUCAUGUGUGUUAAUAUGGUGGACAGAAUAUUCAGAAAUGUGUUUGCAGUAAAGAGUUUAUGACUAUUUUUUAACAAAAAAAUAAGAAACAACUCUCAGCAGUUACUGAGGGUUAGUGUUCAGAGAGAGAUCUCAGGUAAGGCAUGAGAUCUCUCACAAUGUAAAUGCCACCUCAUAACGUCAUAAUUACCACAGUAAUGAGGUGGCAAUUACAUGCAUGUUUCAUCAUUGUGUUUCACUGAACCAUAAAGAGACUUACUGACAAUAAAAAGACCAGAAAAAAUUAAAAACGAUCACAAAAUGUAAAAAAGUAACAGAAAAAUUUCCUUAAAUAGACACAAUGACAAACACGUAAGCUACCAUGAGAGAAAUAAUAUCCUUAGUUAUUUGACAGAAAAAGGCACAAAAACAAAAGAAAAUGACCUCAAAAAGACACAAUGACUAUAAAAUGACCAGAAAGUAGCAAAAACAAUACAAAAAGACGCUUUAAAAAUUCCAGAAACAAAUCCAAAAAAUUGGCCAUAAAGGGCAAAGAACAAAGAGACAGAGCUGCAAAUAUACACCAGAAAAACAGCAAAAUGACAGAAAAAUGCAACGACAAAAACAACACUUCUACCAGGAGUCACAAAAUGAUGGUAACCAAAAACAAAGAGAAAAUUACUCCUUUCACAACAUGAGAUGAAAAAGUUCAGAGAAACCAGAAAGACACGAGGAAAGGACCGUAACAAAACAAUCCUGAGACAAAGUGACAUGAAUACAAAGACGCACAAAAAUGAGACAGACUAUCUUGCAGAGACAACCCUACAGUGAGGGGGGAGGGGCUUUUACAUGUGUGAGACCAGGUGAGCUGACUUCACCUAUUCAGUCAGGUCACGUGAUCUUCCUCAGGGCUGGACAAAACAGCAGGUCGUCCACCACAAGGCAAACGUUUUUACCUCAGUAUGAUGGCAUGUGUGACCAACCACACU
This is a messenger RNA of Haplochromis burtoni (Burton's mouthbrooder), 3741 nucleotides long. RefSeq names its product hes-related family bHLH transcription factor with YRPW motif 2 (gene hey2). Gene Ontology annotation, molecular function: protein dimerization activity; DNA-binding transcription factor activity, RNA polymerase II-specific; RNA polymerase II cis-regulatory region sequence-specific DNA binding. Gene Ontology annotation, biological process: regulation of transcription by RNA polymerase II; regulation of neurogenesis; anterior/posterior pattern specification. Gene Ontology annotation, cellular component: nucleus. The transcript has 5 exons. Lineage: Eukaryota; Metazoa; Chordata; Actinopteri; Cichliformes; Cichlidae. The record is from RefSeq and is a predicted model, not a curated record. Bases 462 to 1436 code for a protein of 324 amino acids.